AACAAUUAUAAAAAUUGUAUGCUAUUAUCAUCAUAUAAUUGUGCCAAACGUUUGUUAAGCCGCCGCCACCACCACCACCAGUGCACCUCUACUACUGGUCAUCGACCGAUACCAACACUCAGACAAAAGCUACCUCAGCGUAACAACCGUCACCCGUAUAUAUACACACCCACUACUAUCAUAAGCAGCUGCCAAUUGCCACCAGUGGUGGACAUAUCAUCAUCAUUAGCCUCGCCAACACCUGAGCCCAUAAUAACUACAACUGAAGACAGUAUGCUAGAGCUGACCACUGAUACCCGACUGCCGGAACAGUUGGACACACUGUUCGAUACACUCGAUACUCGUCUUGCAGUCGAUUGUCCCGAAUUGGCCACAGUAUUACACGAACUACGACAGGGAACCGAUGAGGUGCUGACCUAUGUUCACGAAUAUGACUUUCGCGAUGUCGAGGCCAACGGUUUUCGAUCGUACGUUCGACUGGUUCUACGUUUUCUUCAGGUCACUCAUGAGACCCGCGACUUGCGGCUAAUGUCGACACAUUUGCUGCCAGUGGCCAUUGUCUUGCGUACAGGUCUUGGUCUUUGUAAACGAUUCCGCGGGACAUCCGAUGACAACCUGUUUGGAUCGUCGGCCGACGACUUUCCCUAUUUGUUGGACGUAUUUGCCGAAAUGCGGCCCCAGUUGGACGUCGUCUACGAUGCUUACGCUAACUUUUGGUUGUGCGCAUCCAUGAAACGAGCGCUGAAUGGUUUUACAGCAUUGAUGGCCAUUGUAGCGGCUGGUGAUCCCCGAUUGGCUGCCCGAUUGCUGGUGGACAGUCGUAUGCGGGCACAAGCGGUCGCACAUAUUGCACAAAACGCUACGGUAGAGUUUGUUAAAGGUUUUUGGGGUCUCACCGAAACACCGUUAGCCCGAUCAGCGCUGCCAUUGUUGGCCAAAACACCACCGCUAGCUCGUGAAGUCUAUGUCCCGCCACAAACUCGGUGGUCAGUAUCGCCAGUCGAGGCCUGUGUUUUACGUAAUGAUGACGACGACGCCGACAGCACAUCACACGCCAACCGACGACCACUCAUACGAUGCCGACUACUGUGCGGUUCGGAACAGCCGUCAGGCGAUGCACUUGUACUACACAUACACGGCGGCGGUUUCGUGUCGCAGACACCCGAUUCUCAUGAAGUAUAUCUACGCCAAUGGGCCGUACAGUUAGCACCCGUUCCCAUACUGUCAGUCGACUACACACUGUCGCCCGAAGCCAAAUACCCGAUAGCAUUGCAACAGUUGCUCGACGUUUACCUGUGGCUAACAUCUACCGAUGCGGCGGUUGCCGAACUGGGUAUCAAACCACGUCGUGUAGUCAUAUGUGGCGAUUCGGCCGGCGGUAACCUAUCGUUGGCGACCUGUCUGGCCAUUCACGACGCAUGGAAACAGGACGCCCAUAUUGUCCGGCCGCGCGGUAUUGUCUGUUUCUAUACGCCGCUGCUGUUGCAAACACGGGCCUCACCGUCACGACUGUUCACAGCAGUGGACACACUGUUACCAUUGGGCGUACUGUUGGCCUGUCUUGAAGCUUACGCACCCGAUAUCAAUGGCCAGAACAACAACAACCCGUCGACAGUCAAUGACGACGACGAAGACGAGUUUGAGUUUGUAACGGUCGAUGAUGUACCGCCGCUGGACAGCGACCACACAAAACUGCCACACGAUUGGCCGCCACGCUCGACGCCGUGGUCACGUAUGCGCCGUACCUUUCGGCACGUGCGCGGUCCUGAUAACGUUGCGACCAGUUCACCGCGACCCUGGUAUCGCCAACCUAGACCUCAAGUGUUGAACAAAUUGACUCGUCUGAAUGCUGCCACUGAAAAUCCGUUUGUAUCGCCACUGUUGGCCGAACCCGACUUUACCGAUGUUGCACUCUAUUUGGUAGCACUGGCCUACGAUGCCUGUCUCGACGACAGCGUCCAAAUGGCCAAAAAAUGGAAAGGUGCCAUCAAUCUGGACGUAUUGGAUGACUUGCCGCACGGUUUUCUAAAUUUUGUUUCAGUGUCCGCCGAAAGCCGGCGCGGGUCCGACCUGUGUGUCGAUCGCGUGCGACAGGCGCUCACUUAAGAGGCCCGGCGCGCGCGUGUGUGUGUGUGGUUAUGCUAUUUAUCUCCAUACACCAGCUAAU
Molecule: messenger RNA, 2167 nt
Organism: Oppia nitens
Lineage: Eukaryota; Metazoa; Arthropoda; Arachnida; Sarcoptiformes; Oppiidae
Gene: Hsl
Product: hormone-sensitive lipase-like
Exons: 3
Coding region: 19-2106 (695 amino acids)
Biological process (GO): triglyceride catabolic process; cholesterol metabolic process
Cellular component (GO): cytosol
Molecular function (GO): triacylglycerol lipase activity; sterol ester esterase activity
Source: RefSeq, a predicted model, not a curated record